Messenger RNA from Paramuricea clavata, 4772 nucleotides. The record is from the annotation of a GenBank genome assembly. NCBI's taxonomy places the organism in Eukaryota, Metazoa, Cnidaria, Anthozoa, Malacalcyonacea, Plexauridae.
AUGAAAACCUCUGCAAACGAAACGUCUAGUUACUCUAGUAUCAAGAAAUCCACUGGUGCUACAAUAUGUAAUUUUUUCAACCGUGCAAGUGGUUGCAGAUUUGGCGAGAAAUGCCGCUACACGCAUGAACUGGAAAGUGCACAACAGUGCCAAAAUGAUGAUGUUGAAAUUCAACCAGUUUCUGGAGAAAAAUUUCCAGGAAAUUCAGAAAUUUCUGAUAAUUUUGGAACACAUCCCGAGGAACUAGUUGGUUCAGAGAAGUUUAAAGGUGCACUGGCUGCGUCACAUGAUCACAAGCAAGAUGGUGCAAUACCAAAAAAGAAGCGACAAAUGAGGCAACCUGUUUGUCGAUAUUUUAAAAAAAGUGGUUUUUGCAGGGAUGGUGACAAAUGUAGAUUUUUACACCAGACCAAUGUGACAAAGUCUAAAAGUUUAAUCAACACUCAUGUGGAAUCACCAGAGCAAAUACUACCUGUCGAGAGUCAGAUAAAACCAAACACUCUUGUCCAUGAAAAGCUCAAUAUUUCUGGACAGCAAUCACAUGUGACAAGGCCAAUCAAAAGACCAGAAAAUUUAAGUGAAAAAUUAUCAGAAUUAACAGAUGAAGGUGCUAAGUAUUUACAAGCUAUUGAGAUUGAGCAAUUGAAGAAAAGAUUUGGAAACAGUGAUUUAAAUAUCACCCAAGAGGAUCAUGGGACAGUGUGCAUGCUCACAAUAAAACCUACAGACCCAGACUGGGUGAGUUAAAGGAGUCUUGUAGUAUUUAAUCUAAAACCUCUAUUUAGCCCCCUCUUAAAGACACCCACACCCUCUCUCUAAUUAUCUAGCCCCUCUCUCUCCAAUAAUCCCCACUCUCUAAUAACCCUCCCACUCUCUAAUAAGCCCCACCCUCUCUCUAAUAAGCCCCACCCUCUCUCUAAUAAACCCCACCCUCUCUCUCUCUAAUAAGCCCCACCCUCUCUCUAAUAAACCCCACCCUCUCUCUUAUAGGCCACCUCUUUCUCUCUAAUAUCCCCACUCUCUAAUAACCCCUCCCACUCUCUAAUAAGGCCCCCCUCUCUAAUGAGCCCAUCCCCCUUGACACCAAGAGACUACACGCAUCCUUGUUAAAUUCUUUGUCUGUGUUCCCCCUCCUCUCAAGCACACCUAAAAUAAAUAAGCUCUGGGAUUGCUUAAUGAUAAUAAUUAGCAAAUUAAUUAAUAAAGGGUUUUAACAGAAUUUACUACUGUUGAAAUUAUCGCUUUUUUUAGCCUUAUGAUAUAAAUGAAGUUCAACUGAAUGUCACUUUCCCAAACAACUAUCCAAAAGAGGUGAUGAAACAAACUUGAAUGACAUAUUCUGUGUUGUGUUUUGUAGUUGGUAAUAAUUAGUUUCACAUUUUGCUAACAGAUUUUCAAAUCAGAAGUAAUUGAUGAUGAUGGACAAUUUCCAGCAAAUUUUACAAAGUAUGUCAUCAAAUUUUUAAUAAUUAAGAUAAUUAGAAUGAAUAUUUAUAGAGGCAGUCAAGUCCAUUCAGUGAAUGUGCAGUUUGUUUACAUUUUGAAAACACUGUAUAUUCAUAAAAUAUAAUGCACUUAGUUAAUAUAUCUAACAUAGUUCUGGUUUGCUAUGCUUUUAAAUGUAGGUUAGAGAACAGACUUGACCUCAUCUUUAAUUCAAUUGCCUAUAAUUCUGAUAAUCUGAUAUAAAUGCAUAAUUGUGUAGGUACGUGAACAGUGACAUUGAAAAACAUUUAAAAGAACAUGCAGAGGCACAGAAACUCAGAGAUUCACCAGAUCUCCUCUUUCGGCCAUUUCUCAGAUGGCUUGAUCGAAACUUGGAGAAUCUUUUCACAAAAGCUUUGAAACAGGUAAAUCUGUCAAUAUCCUGUUUAAGCCCUCAUUCCAGCAAAUCUCCCUUGAUAAUUAAUAAACCCUUUUUUCAACAAACCUCCUGUCUCGAACAAACCCUGUUAUGCUCCAAACCUCCCAAAUAUGAAGGGACCUACUUCUCCAAAAUCCCCCACCUCUUUCUGAUAAACCCUCUCUCCAAUAAACCCAUUUUGUAAGAGGAAGAUAUUUAUUGAACCCCUUAUUUUAUUAAGCCCCCCCCCCCCAAAAAAAAAAAAAAUCCAAAAGACCAAGACAUUCGUUACAUUCAUAUUUCAGAUUAAGUUUGAUGUAGAAGCCCGGUCUGCUGGACUAGAGUUUAUCGCAUUUGACAAUAAUGAUAGUAGCAACAAAAUUGAUGAUGGAAGUAAGGAAUCAGAAACCCAAAUACAUGGCACUUCCAAUCUAGAAGACAAAGAGGAUGUAAAACUAGGAGAGGAGAAAGUUAGUGCUGAGUUAAGCGUGAUACAAAUUGGCGAUGAUGGUAAUGAUGGUAAUGGUGAUGAUGAUGGUGACGAUCGUGGUGGUGAUGGUGAAGAUGGUGACAACGAAAGGAAAGUACCUGGGAAGGAAGAUGCAAGUGCAAUGUUUGACAUGAUCGAAGCUAGAAAAUCUGGAAAUUCUAAAAAAGGAACAGAGAUAAGGUUUCGAGGGAUGGAGCUUCAUGAGAACACAGCCACUGUCAGAGUAACAUCACUGACUUUCACUAUUCAAUGUGGCCGCUGCAAGAAUAGAGAGGAAAUGCCAAAUGUUAAAGAGAAGUACAUGCACUUCACAGUACAUUUAUACCACUGUUGUUUCAUCUAAGCCCACUUUCACACCAGAUGAGUUAUUCAAGUUUGUACUAUUUUGCCUUUACAUGGGACUCAUGAAAUCUGACGUUUCAAGACCGGUUUCCAGUACGUCCGCUUUACCCACACGGGCAAAGCGGACAUUAUUGAGCAUGCGCCAUAAAUUUAUGGCGUGACCAUAACUUUACAGAAGACUUUACGGUGCAUGGAAACUGUGCUUACAGCACAGCAUUUCCGCAUGAACGUAUGGAACCUUGCGUACAGUUCCAAAUUCAGUCUUGUGUGAAACUAAAAUACUAGGAUAAAAAGUGUCAGAUAAAUGUUAAUCCUAAUUCCUAGAAAAAUAUUGAAUCCAAAUUUCACUUUCAGUACACAAGUGGUAUUGGCAUGCUCCAAAUGUUCAAAUGCUGCAAGCAUUGCGUUCACAAGUUCAGAAAUUGUACAUCAACAUUCUACAACAUUGGCAUACAUUAAUCCUCAAGGGUAAGGAUGUUCUUGUUGAUAGGGAUAACAGUAUCCAUCUUUCUUGGGAGAACCUCGUGAAUGCAAGGAUCCACGCCUUUAGAUCGUUCACGAUACUGUAGAGUAGCGUCAAAACGAAGAAUCGUAAUUGGUUCGGAGAUUGUAUUCAUUUACUAACCAGAGCAGCGAACACGUCUGAAAUAUAUAGCGAGCUGAAGUAUUUCUUCUUUUCUAGUUGUCUACCAAUCGACCUCAUCCUUUCCGAGAGCCAGUUGGUACUUGGUUGUCUCAAUUGCAGUAAAGAGACAUCAAUUAAGGUUAUACAAAUUUCUGUCCCUUAUUUUCACUUAUCUAGGCUCAAUUCUCAAACUAAACCUUCAAAUCUAUAUUACAGGGUAUUAAUUACGGCUCAACAAAAAAUGUGUGGUGUCAUCAUUGUCAUAAUAAAUUGGACAUGAAAGUUGAAGCAGCUAGAUUCCAUCAGCUACAGCCUGCUAAAGAAUCUGGUAAAUACUGGUUUUUACAAUGAUGACGAUCAGGGCUGAAUGAGUCCCUUUGGCAUUUGCAAAAAUGCUAUUGAAAACAAUGAGUGACAUGAGAACAGUAGGAUUUUUAAAACUAUGAAAAGACAAUGAAACAUUUUGAUCACUGAAUCGGUAACUGGAUGACAUGGAGAAGAGUGAGAUUUUUAAAACAAUGAAACAUUUCUGAGUCAAUAAUUGGUCGUGGGUGGCAAUAUAACGCUACAUCUCAUGGAAACAGCCAUCGACAAUAGUCAUGCCUAACCUUUAAAUUUAUUUUUCAGAAAGUAAAAUCAAAACAAUUGAACUUAAGAAAGUUAAGACGAAGGACAAGGAGCCUGCAAUCAAGUCAGGUCAAGCACUCCCUGACAACGGCACAUGUAAACAUUACAAGAAAAGCUAUAGAUGGAUGAGAUUUCCAUGCUGUGGUAAAUGUUAUCCCUGCGAUAAAUGUCAUGAAGAAGCUGGAGACGGACAUGAAAUGGAACAAGCCACGAGGAUGAUCUGUGGCUUUUGUUCCAAGGAACAGGUACAGGUUUAAUUGCAUGGUCAUUUAUUCUGCAAGGUAGAAGAGAGCGCAGGAGAGGCUCUACUUACACGAGUUCUGUACAACAUCAGAUCAUUUUUUGAUGUACUACCUCUGCAUGAUCAAACCAUUGAGAGAGAAAACAUAGGAAGAACUUAACUCGACAACAAAUCACUUAUGGUUUGCCUACAACUUCUCACUCUUGGUAUCUUUUUUCAGGCAUUUAGUCAGAAAGGCUGUGUAUCGUGCAAGGCGUCAAUGACAGCAGUACGGACAAGUCAUUGGGAAGGUGGCAAAGGAUGUAGGAAUAAAAUCAAGAUGAACAGGUAGUCAUCCCUUAUUUUCGUGUUUUAAUAAAAACUCACAAAACUAGACCGCGCUUCGAGAUUGCAAUCCUCCACCAGCAGGCGGAAAGUCAAACUUUGAUUAUCUUUUUGACCAUAUUGUACAUUUCUUGUUAUCAAGUCCCGUUUAUAAGUGUGAUACUUUGUGAUCAUGAUUUUGAUAUUUCUAUCUUGUAGAGGAGAUGAUAAGAAAUAUUCGGACAAGAACAAGACAGUUUCUAGACACGCCGUCAAAGUCGAGGGUCAGAAAAAGAAGUAG